Penicillium pulvis is the source of this 1905-nucleotide messenger RNA. RefSeq lists its product as uncharacterized. NCBI's taxonomy places the organism in Eukaryota, Fungi, Ascomycota, Eurotiomycetes, Eurotiales, Aspergillaceae. The record is from RefSeq and is a predicted model, not a curated record. The transcript is spliced from 2 exons. Bases 1 to 1905 code for a protein of 634 amino acids.
AUGAAUUCGCCACCAAAACGCAGGAAAAGCAGCAAUGCUUCUGGUGGUGAUGCAGGCGCGUUGCCUCCUGAUGCAUUACUUGCGACGAAACCCUCACGCCGGCCUUCGUUCCAGUCACCAACAAGAUCCAGUCUCGCCAAAUCACACCCGGACGUCCUCGAGCGCGCACUCAGCAGGUCCCCAAGUCGGCGACCGGAAAGUCAAGGAAACCUGGGAGAAAAUGCAGGAUCAAACCCGGUCGGACUCCGAGGUCGCAAAGCCCUUCGACCCUCAUUAAGCGCGACCUCAAGUCCUCUGAAAGCGCCGCAAAUGUCUAGCAAUGCGCCUCUUCUGUCGCCUAGCAGACGUCCUAGUGGUGUUCAAUCAUUCACAAAACCACCUCGCAGGUUAUCGAGGAAAAUUGUGCCCAGUGACUUUUUCUUUGGGUCACCUACCAGGAAGGAAACACAGCCAACAGAGCAAGAUCUUUCCAAUACCCCAGAAGGUCAACUGGCCCAGGAGCUAGGAAGCGCAACACGUGAAACGGCCACGGAUGACCCCAUCGACACCGAUCUGGGUGGAUUCAUGGAUGACAAUGAUCUGGAACCGGAACUUCCCCCCACCCCCACACAACUGGGGUUAGAAAAGGCACCAGACCGUCCAAGAGCGCUCUUAAGCAGUAGCCCCAGUUCGAGAUAUGAAAAGAGAAUGAAACGAAAAGCAACCGAUACACUUCAAGGAAGCCCAUUGAAAGGAUUGAGGUUUCAACCUCGAGAUCGUGAAGAAGCGUCAGUCUCGGAUAACAGCUCAAUUGAUGGUGAAUUAUCCGCAGCUGCUCUAGAGAAGCGCAAGCUACGCAAGAGCCUCACAGCGGAGCUGCAACGUUUGAAAGAUGAUGUUGCAGAACUGACGGAAUGGACUGAGAAAAUGGAGUCCAAUACGAAUCUUGACAGUUCGAGAGGACUUGACCAUUUCCUAAGCUUGCUCUCCGAGGAGUCUUCAUAUAUUAACCGCCCUGUUCCACGACAAGCUCCAGUUCCGCUAUCGUCACUUCUUUCCACUCUGCUCCCAUUCUCUAAGAAUAUCUCUCGUCCCGCCCCUCCGUCAUCACCUUUACCUACAAACCCAUUCGCCUUGAAAGAUUCAUCACAGUCGCCAUCAUAUCUCACAGUAUUUGCUCCGCUGGCUCUUCGCACGAACACCAGCCGUACCACUGUUUCAAAGACCAGUACCGUUCUUGAGACACAUACAUUAACGUUCACACCUCCACCCCCAUUCCCUUCUUCACUAUACAAUAUUUCCGUUGUAUAUGAGUCAGAUCCAGAGACACAGUCUGUGAUCGCCGUUUCCGUACCCACUGGUAAUGAAAGCAAGAAGCGAAGAGUACCCACGGUCCUUCGUCGAUGGAUCGACGCUCGCCUCGCCAACCCCCUCUUGAAGCUCGACGUGGCAACACUAUGUUGGGGUAUCAACCGGUACUGGGAAGCCUCGGUGACUCGUGCUCGUAUAUGGUCACGCAUCGAUCACAAGCACGGCAGUGGUGGUAGGAAAAGCAAACUCCCGGAGUCUGGGACUGGAGUUAUUACUCUUUCAGAGCUCCGACGGUUGAUCCCACACCUGGACCGCAGCUCCAUGGUUAUCAGGUCCAAGUCUUCGGGAGGCGAUCCCCGAGUCCUCCUCUCCAAUACUCUGACUAUCGAUGACUGGACUGGAGAGCCGCAACUUCGGCCGGAGCUUAGUGUCUCCCCGUCUGGCUCUAGUGGUGGGCCUGGGAAGAAGAUUGAUCAAGAAGCCAAAAAGCUUUUUCAUGCUCUGUUAAAGGAUGAUACUUUUGAUUCUACACAGAGCAUUGUAGAGGGUGUUCACUUCGAUGCGGUUGUUCGAGCCACGGAAGGUGUUCUUGGUGCCUUGUUCGGUCGUGGCUGA